Molecule: messenger RNA, 1810 nt
Organism: Tigriopus californicus
Lineage: Eukaryota; Metazoa; Arthropoda; Copepoda; Harpacticoida; Harpacticidae
Exons: 6
Coding region: 146-1795 (549 amino acids)
Source: RefSeq, a predicted model, not a curated record
UCUAUCAAAACAAAACAUUACAGAAAGUCUCUGUAGUGUCAGGACCUAGCGGCCACCAAUCUAGUUCCUACUUCUCCUAUCCCAUGUUCCAUGUUCAAUUGACCAGGAGACCUACUCAGGCUCGGUUGGCCUUGAAUUCAAGGCCAUGGUUAACUGGUGCGCUGUGCCGUUUUGUAGGAAUCAGGCAUCCAUAGGAUUUCCCAAAGACCCAUUGCUUCGAAAAGCCUGGUGCAUCGCCAUUCGCCGGGUCCAUCCCAUCCGAAAAACCCUUUGGAAGCCAUCCUAUCACCACAAAAUUUGCCGCAGCCAUUUCUUGCCCACCGACUUUAAUGCCUCAAAAAGAUUUCAAAGCGGGAUUUCCACCCACAGCGAAUGCUGGCGCCUCAAACCCGAGGCCAUUCCAUCCAUCUUUCGCUUCCCCACCAAGUCGACCUCAACGGAGGUCAGAUCCAAAGCGGCCAAAGCCUCUCGAACCCAAAGGUCCCUCCAGCCCGGCCAAAGCAGGCUUUUGGGCCCCCCGAAUAAUACAAAAUCAGCGGACAAUCAGCAUGAUGCCCUCGGGUGGGACCAUAACUACAGCCACUUUUUGGACGAACCUAUCCAGCAUGAUCCAUGUGGGGAGGGCCUUGAUGUUAUCGAUCCGUUGGGUGAUCCUAAGAUAACCACGGCUGGACAGAUCAGUCCUGAGCCUCAUGAGGAGGAAGCCCAAACCUUGUGGCCCAGUCCCAUGGAUCCAUUAUUAGUAUUACUACCCUCUGCCGAAGCCACGACUCCAGGGCCAGAUCUGUGCCUCAAUGCUCCCAUUAAUGUCAGUUGUGAGACUGGGGUCAAGAGCGAGCCUGAGUCUUGGACGGUGGAGGAAAAACCCCACGACCCAAUAGAAAUCCAAGAGCUUCCAAUACAAGGACGAAGAUUUGGGAUUGACGAAAUGCGUUCGAAACCCAGCACUCUUCUAUAUUAUAGUGGAUUUCAAUCCUACGACCUUUUUUGCCAGUUCAUAGCCCAGUUAGGUCCAGAUCUUAAUCAUCUGCGUCACCCACUUGUCAAACUUUCCAUUCAAGACGAGUUUCUUCUAACAGUGAUGAAACUGCGCCAAAACAAGGAUUAUUUCGAGCUGGCUGUUUUUUUUGAUAUUGAUGAAUCCGUGGCCGAGGAGAUCUUUCACACUUGGCUUGGAUUCAUGUUUAAGGAGCUUCAAAAAGAAGACACUUGGCAGGGUGUGAAGGUAGUUCGAGCUGUUAUCCCACGUCGUGAAAGUUCACUGACAAUCAAAGAUGAAGCUAAUUCGAAACCACGGGCCAAAACCAUGAACAAUCCUUCUAAUCCGACCCUGAAAGUCAUGUUGGGUAUCAAUUCCGAAGGUUUAGUGACACAUACCUCAGGCAUUCAAAAUGGCUUCGAAUCCGAUCAUCAAUUGAUGGACAGGGUUGAUUCUCGGUGUCCAUCCAACAUUGUGGAAAAAUCGUACAAUAUUACAGGAGACAAAUUAAUCAGUGUGAAAUAUUGCCUUGGUGAGAAAGAAGGAAAAAUUCACCCUCCUGUGCUAUUCAAAAACUUUCCCAAGCGCAAUUUUCGAUUGAACAAGGACUCUCGGAGGGUGGUUAUUGGCCUUGACAGGACCAACAAAGAUCGGCAGAGGAAAAACUCGCUUCAGAAACAUAUUGACAAAGUGACGGACCUUUCCAAGGCAUUCAAAAUUCUUUCUCAAGGAUUGAAGUCGUUCAGUUUAGAAAACGGCAAUCAGAUAAUAUUUGUGUGUUACGCAAUUUGCAAUUUUAUUUUGAAUAAAAUAUAAAGUUGCAAUAUUGAA